Molecule: messenger RNA, 2204 nt
Organism: Leptidea sinapis
Lineage: Eukaryota; Metazoa; Arthropoda; Insecta; Lepidoptera; Pieridae
Product: protein PFC0760c-like
Exons: 1
Coding region: 41-1996 (651 amino acids)
Source: RefSeq, a predicted model, not a curated record
UGUCUCCGAUUGUUUCAAUACAACGUGUAAAAGUAUAGACAUGAGUUGGGAAGAAAGAAAUUGUAAUAUUAAUUCUACAAUCGAUAAUUCUAACACUACUUGUAAUGAAAGUGUGAAGUUUACGAAACCACUAAAUGGCUGUGAUUGCAAAAAUCAUAAUGAUGAAACUACAUAUAAUGUCAAUAAAGAUUUAAAAUCCGAAAGUAAACUACAAAUUCAAAUCAAAGCAAAAGGACAUUAUAAAAAUAGUUUACGUAGAAGACGGUCUGCACCAGCUCUCUAUGAAUACGUUACAAGUCACGAUCUUGGCCAAAAUAACCGCAAAGAAGUAAAAGACCUGGUCACACAACCUCAUUUAUCAGAUCCUAAUAUACAUGCAUUGAAAGAUAACCGACCAGUAGUAAAUAAACCUCAAGAAUUCUCUAAAUCGAACCAAUUUGGAGACAAUUUUAAAGAUAUAAAUGACAAGGAAUCUUCUAGAAAUUAUAAUCAAAAACGUCUUGAAAAUCCAAAUGUUGAUACGUUAGAGGAAAUCGAUAAAAGUACUGAAAACAUAUACACUACUCCACAAACAAGUGAUGCCCAUACAGAUAAACUAAUAAAAGAAGAUUCACAUGAAGUGCCACUUAUUGGUUCUUAUGGUAAGAGUCAAGACAGUGAGGAAAUAAAUCCGACACAACAAAGAAACACCAAAAAAUCAUAUGUUGAUACACCUUCAAAAGAAAAUAGUCAAGCAAGCAAUGAAGAUACAUACUCCAUUGAACAAAACGAUAAUGGAAAUGAAUAUACACCACUGAGUUCAGAAUCGAUUCCUCGAUCUGAAUCUAGUUCUGAAGAAACACCAAGCAAACCCUACAGUUUCGAAGACCAAACAGAUACAAAAUCAACAAAACCAAAAAUAAAUAAUAACAGUAACGAGAGUUUUGAAAAAGAAACUGAAUAUAAGGACAAUAAGCUACGUAGUGUUCCUUUCAGUCAAUCUAGUAACAUUCCAUACGGUGAUUACCAACAGAUUGAUACAAAAAACAUUAGUGAAAAUGAUUAUGCGAAUGAUAAAGCAAAUGGAGAUAAUAUAACUUCAAUUGAAAGUAACGAAAAUUUUAAACAUAAUAACAGCGAAGAACUAAUAGCGACCGGAUUGUCCUCAGAGAUACUAAGCAAAGAAAAUUCUGAUGAGGCUCAAGAACUUGUAAGUAUUAAAGAUGAAGAAGUUAGACCAGUUAUCGAGCUUAACAUCGAAGACACAAGUGAAGAAUCAAGCGAAAAGGCUUCCAAUAAAUUGAUUGAUUAUAAAGCAGACUCUACCACAAAAUCAUCUUCAGAAGAACAAGAUAAGUCAAAUUUGAAACAACAAUUUGAAAGAAUUCCUCUAGACUAUAAACACGACGAAGUAGAAAAGAAUAAAACAGAAAACACACCGGAAGUUACAGAGGUUCCCAUUAAUGUAAACACAGAAGGGGUAGAAAUAAUAACAAAAGCUCCUUCAACAAAUGAAGAGUUUGAUAAAGAACUUAAUAUUAAGUUCGGUGAUGUUUCCAUCAAAUUACCUGACAUAAAGCUGCCUGAUGAUAUUUUGGCUUACAAUUAUGAAGAACCCAGCUAUUCAGGAAUUCCCUCAUAUACGUAUAAUGAUCAUGAUAACCACAAACCUUACAAGCGGAAACAUAAGGAUGAUGAAAAGGAUAAUUAUUAUGUAUAUGAUAAAGAUAUAGGAACACCUAAAGAGCGUGAUUCGUAUAAACAAAAAGGUAAGCAGGAAACUGAAGAUGAGGAGGAUGAAGAUGAAGAUUUGUAUGAAAAAUUUGUGCGUGAAAGGUUUGGUAGAACGACAACUGAACAUCCAAAAAAUUCAAAGUAUAUUGUACCCAAUCCAGAACUAUAUAAAACCAUAAAAAAUGUGCUUAAAAAGACUGAAAAAAUACAAGAAGAAGCAGAAAAAAGCAAAGAUCCCAAUGCCGGGUAUGCAUGGGCUUUAGAAUAUGGUCAUAAUCUGUAAGUUACAUUAAUGAGUUAAUUUUAUUUAUUUUAUUUACGUAAACGUCACUUAAUAUUAAGAAAUACAAUAAUUAAUGUUUUACGAAGCAGCAUCGAAAGCAGUUAGUAGGUAUAAUAUGUAUCCUAUGCUUGGUUAUAAAUUUAUAAAUGUAUUUUAAAAUAAAAUUAAAAGGUAUUAAAGAACUGAUUGAAUAAAUUAAUAAAAACAA